CCCGUAUGCAACCGGACUAACGGGUUAACGGGUCAACACCGCACCCAAAUUCCCAACCUUAUUAUAAGGCGAUUUACGUGGGCUGAAAAUCCAGGUGGGUUGUUAAUUGUGAAUGAAGCUUAGAAUCCUGUGGUUAAAAUACCUGAACCAUAUUGGCCCACAGUAUUGGGCCUGGGAAAUGCGAAUCUCACCCGAGCCCAGGCACCCAGCCCAAACAGAGAGGGAAACGACUUAAAUUGACGAGAAAGAUAAAUAAAAAUUUUAUCGCGAUAUUUUGACGAUAAUCAAGCUGGUGCGAUAUAUUGACCGGGAAAAAAGCUUUCACUGUGAGCCAGCCAGUGGUAACUCGUUUUGCCGUCGCCUCUUUGCAGUCUCUCGCCCAAAGCUUCCCUUACCUCCAUUCUUCGCCAAUUCUCGAAGAAGAUACCAUCUUUCCUGUCAGCUUUUGGAGAUGGCAGCCUCACCCAGCCUUUCAGCUCCUCUUCGCAUCUCCCUAUCUUCUUGCUCUUCUUCUUCCUCUCCUUCUUCCCAUUCUCAAUCCUGCUCCCCUUCUCUGUUCUUGGGAAGGAACUUAUCUACAAAGCUCGUAGCUUCCGCUUUGCCCCGUCCCUACGGCGAUUCUUUAUCAAAUGGAAUAUCGAAGAAUGCUUUUGGGUUGCCUUUAAAGAUAGACGACCAGGCUGUCCAUGGUUCUGGCCUCAGGUCCGCGGAGGAUGAUGGGAAGAAGGGUAACCCUCCCAUAAUGCCAGCAGUGAUUACACCUGGAGGAGCUCUGGAUCUCUUAUCCGUGUUGUUUAGAAACCGUAUUAUCUUCAUUGGCCAGCCAGUCAAUUCAAGAGUUGCUCAGCGUGUCAUAUCGCAACUUGUGACUCUAGCGACUAUUGACGAGAAGGCAGAUAUUAUGGUGUAUCUGAACUGCCCUGGUGGAAGUACAUACUCUGUGUUGGCAAUCUAUGACUGCAUGUCUUGGAUAAAGCCUAAAGUUGGCACUGUAUGUUUCGGGGUAGCUGCAAGCCAAGGAGCGCUUCUUCUUGCUGGUGGAGAAAAGGGAAUGCGGUAUGCAAUGCCUAAUUCCCGAAUAAUGAUACAUCAACCACAGAGUGGAUGUGGGGGUCAUGUGGAGGAUGUGAGGCGACAAGUGAAUGAAGCUGUUCAAUCUCGCCAUAAAGUUGACAAGAUGUAUGCUGCAUUUACUGGCCAACCUCUUGAGACUGUGCAACAGUACACAGAGAGAGAUCGUUUCUUGUCUACAUCAGAGGCAAUGGAGUUCGGGUUGAUUGAUGGCAUUCUGGAAACAGAGUACUGAACUUAGAUGAAGGGUUUUGUAUGAAGUAGCUCACAAAAUACCAUUUAAACAGUUUAUGUUCCUGAACCCUUGACGAUGGUAGAUGAGAAAC
Linum trigynum is the source of this 1397-nucleotide messenger RNA. The record is from the annotation of a GenBank genome assembly. Lineage: Eukaryota; Viridiplantae; Streptophyta; Magnoliopsida; Malpighiales; Linaceae.